Tachysurus vachellii is the source of this 919-nucleotide messenger RNA. Its product is annotated as protein zer-1 homolog. Lineage: Eukaryota; Metazoa; Chordata; Actinopteri; Siluriformes; Bagridae. The coding region runs from base 392 to 919 and encodes 175 amino acids. Gene Ontology annotation, cellular component: Cul2-RING ubiquitin ligase complex. The record is from RefSeq and is a predicted model, not a curated record. The transcript is spliced from 4 exons.
UGGUUUGUAAUUAAGCUAUUAAUUAGCCUUGUUAGCUAAUUGGCCUUCAGUCACCACAAUAUUUACUUAUAUUAGCAGGAAUGCUACAUUUUUGUGGGAAAUUAAAUUCCAAACGAAAUGCAGUCCAAAUGUUUGUCACUUUCAGCAGUGGCAAAGUUACUUUUUAUAAUUUUGGAGAAAAUAAAAUUGUAAGAAAUUGUACUUGUAUUUUUGCUGUUGCUCUACAGACUACACUUAUAAAUCAGAUUUAUUUUUGCUAAAUAAUUAAAUAAAACAUUAUUAAUUAUAGGUAAUGAUUAUAUGUAUUUAUGAUGCCUGAGAUCUGAGCACACUGUUCGCUUUCCUCCAUCGCCUUGGUGUUUGACCUCUGACUCUGAAAGGGUGCAUCACCAUGGCAACCAAAGCAGGGGAUGAUCCAGAGAGCCUCAUGUCUCUGUGCACCGUGUUCUGUCUGAAGAACCUCAGAAGAACCAUGUGCUACAUGGGCGAGAGGAACCAACUGUGCCUGCGUCCAGACAUCUUCUUACCCAGUGAGAUCUGUGACAAGCUUGUUCACAUGUACGUGGAGCUGGUGCACACAGACACCGAGUUUGAGCCUCAGGAUGGGUUUUUUCAGCUCUUCAGCGACCCGCACAGCACCCGACUGAGCCGACUGCACCUCAGAGAGGACGUCGUACGAGACCGAGACCUCAAGGCCAUCAGCAAGCAGGAUCUGAUGGAGCUCCACUUGACUGACUGUAUUGGUCUCCACCAAAGCCUUUGGACUCUGUGCAACUUCCACAACAUGCUCGUGUCCCUCAGUCUCUUCGACUGCAUAAACAUCUUCCCCGAGUCCUCCACUGACGAUGAGGACGAUGAUAACUCUUCAUCGUCCUCAUCCUCCUCAUCGUCCUCCACUUGGUUGGUCAAACCGACAUGA